CCUGAACUUCGGUUUUUCUGCCGACCGCCCUCGCCCUCGAUCGCAAUUCUCUGCCUUUCCCCAAGUCAAACUGGUCGCAUCCAUCUUCAGACUUUUUCUACCAAGCCCAUUCAUAUUUUUUCAAUUUUAGAACGGUAUACUUCCGACGACGACUUUGAGUUCCUGUCCCUUUCGUUUUCUUUAACAACUAGACUUUUUGAUACCCCGGCGCAAAGCACCACCCAAUCUUCACAAUGGCUCCCCUUAUGCCCGUCGCCGUCUUUGGCUUGGAGGUUCCUCCUGGCGAGAUCCUCAUUCCCGCCGCCUCUGAGUUCCCUGCUAUCAUUCACAUCACCAUGGCUGCCCUCGAUCCCACCAAGGCUCCUGAGGCUGACGGCCAGGGCAACAUUCCCACUCUCCCCCGCUCGACCCUGAAGAUCAUCAAGGCUACUGGCCACGACCACGACGAUGAUGAUGAGGAGGAGGAUGAGUACCUCCAGUCCCUCCUCGGCGGCGGCGACUCUGACGACGAGGCCAACGGUGGCCCCAGCGAUCCCUCCAAGUCCAAGAAGGCCAAGCAGGAGGCUGCCAUCAAGAAGCUUAUGGCUGCUACCCAGGAGGAGUCUGAUGAGGAGAUGGAGGACGCCAAGCCCAACGGCAAGAAGGGCAAGAAGGGCAAGGGCAAGGCCAGCGAGUCCGACGAGGAGGAGAGCGACGAGGAGAGCGACUGCUGCGGCGAGGAUGACCUCCAGCUCGAGGACUACGUUGUCUGCACUCUCGACACUGAGCGCAACUACCAGCAGCCCAUCAACAUCACCAUCGGCGAGGGCGAGAAGGUCUUCUUCUGCGUCCAGGGUACCCACUCUGUUUACCUCACCGGUAACUUCGUUGUUCCCGAGGAUGACGAGGAGGACAGCGAGGAUGACGAGGAUGAGUCCGACGACGAGGAUUACGACUUCCCCCUUGGCGGCGAGGAUGACGAUUCCGACGAUAUGAGCGACGAGCUCGACGAGCUCGACGGCACCCCCCGUGUCAAGGAGAUCACCUCGGAAGAUGAAGAGGAGGCUCCCAAGCUUGUCGACACCAGCAAGAAGGGCAAGAAGCGCCCCGCCGAGGACGAUGCCGAGGGUCUUGAUGCCAUGAUCUCCAAGGACGACAAGAAGCUCAGCAAGAAGCAGCAGAAGAAGCAGAAGGUUGAGGAGGCCAAGAAGGAGGAGCCUAAGAAGGAGGAGCCUAAGAAGGAGACCAAGUCCGACAAGAAGGUCCAGUUCGCCAAGAACCUCGAGCAGGGUCCUACUGGCCCUGCCAAGGACAAGCUUGAGAACAAGAAGCCUACCUCUACCGUCAAGGUUGUCCAGGGCGUCACCAUCGACGACAGGAAGGUUGGUUCCGGCCGUGCUGCCAAGAACGGCGACCGUGUCGGCAUGCGCUACAUCGGAAAGCUCCAGAACGGCAAGGUCUUCGACUCCAACAAGAAGGGUGCCCCGUUCUCCUUCAAGCUCGGCAAGGGUGAGGUGAUCAAGGGUUGGGACAUCGGUGUUGCUGGCAUGGCUGUUGGUGGUGAGCGUCGUCUCACCAUUCCCGCGCACCAUGCCUACGGCAGCCGUGCCCUUCCCGGCAUCCCCGCCAACAGCACUUUGAUCUUCGACGUCAAGCUCCUUGAGAUCAAGUAAAUCGUGACAUCUCGAAGCGUGAGGUAUGAAGGCUUUGGCUAGCGUUGCGAUUUCUAUGGCGGUUGUCAAUCGCAACCUCUCGUAUUCUAUGGCUAGCAAGUCUCGGGUUUUCUUUCGUCAGCACAUAUUUCCUUGCGCUCAUGUUGGGUUUGGUCAAGGAAGUGGGAACGUCAUUUCAGCAGCAUAAUGUCAAAAGUUUCGGGUCUGGAUUUCUUUCUGUACUUUGGGUUGUACAUCGUUCAAGGGGCACGAGAUACUCUAUACUGCGUCUUUCAAUUGCAAAGAAGCAACAUUUCUAUGAUACCUACACUCGGGUCAGCAACCUUCUUCGAUGUUUCAAGAUGUCGAGGAAAGUGCCUCUAAAUGACGUACGGUAACAACUUCCAGGAAAGAGUGACGGUUUGCUACAAACGCUGUGGUUCUUUUCAGAAUCGUAGUCGCACCUG
Messenger RNA from Neurospora tetraspora, 2098 nucleotides. RefSeq lists its product as uncharacterized. The coding region runs from base 234 to 1652 and encodes 472 amino acids. Gene Ontology annotation, molecular function: peptidyl-prolyl cis-trans isomerase activity. Gene Ontology annotation, cellular component: chromatin; nucleolus. Lineage: Eukaryota; Fungi; Ascomycota; Sordariomycetes; Sordariales; Sordariaceae. The transcript is spliced from 4 exons. The record is from RefSeq and is a predicted model, not a curated record.